Messenger RNA from Apis dorsata (giant honeybee), 1508 nucleotides. RefSeq names its product origin recognition complex subunit 5 (gene Orc5). Gene Ontology annotation, biological process: DNA replication; DNA replication initiation. The coding region runs from base 185 to 1480 and encodes 431 amino acids. Gene Ontology annotation, molecular function: DNA replication origin binding. NCBI's taxonomy places the organism in Eukaryota, Metazoa, Arthropoda, Insecta, Hymenoptera, Apidae. The record is from RefSeq and is a predicted model, not a curated record. The transcript is spliced from 2 exons. Gene Ontology annotation, cellular component: nucleus; nuclear origin of replication recognition complex.
UUUCUUCAACAGUAUCAACAUUAUAAAUCCACUUUGGAAGUUUUUUGUUUAAUACCAAAUAAGUUUAAUAAAAAUCUUGAUGAAUCAGUCAUUUUUCUAGCACAGGUAUAAUUAACAAAAUAUAUGAAAAUAUAUUUUUAGUAACAUUGUAUUAUUUAUUAUUAAGAAAUUUUUAAAAAUAAUUAUGGAAAAAUAUUUGGAAUAUGUAGAUGGAAAAAUCAUAUGUCGCAAGAAAGUAAUAAUGCAAUUAUAUUCAUUAAUUGGUUAUUCUGAUGAACCAAUGCCUUAUAGUAUAUUUAUUUAUGGUCAUGUAGCUACUGGAAAAUCUUUAAUAGUGCAAGAUAUGCUUUCUUAUUUAAAAUAUAAUGUGGCUAUUAUUAAUUGUAUAGAACAUGUGAACAAUAGAUACAUAUUUGACUAUAUUUUAAGUGAUUUAUCAUUGAAUUUUAAUAAUUCAUCAACUAAUAAACAAACAUAUCAUAAAUGUGAUAAUUUUUUGGAUUUUAUAAUAAAUCUCAAAGAGAUUUUUAUAAAAGAUACUCGUCCAAUUAUAAUAGUACUUGAUAAAUGUGAUAAAUUACGAGAUAAUGAUAUCAAUUUAUUAUCUGCAUUUUCAAAACUCAAAGAAUUAUCAAAUAUCAAUGUUUGUGUAAUAUUUAUAAGUGAUAUAGUGUGGGAAAAAUUUUGUGUCAAAAUAAGUAUUUAUGAACCUAUUAAAAUUUAUUUUUCACAAUAUACACGAAACGAAUUUAUCGAAAUUUUAUUUUCAAAUAAAUCAUAUGAUCAUGAUAGUAUAUUUUAUAAAAAUUAUUUAAAACUAUUUCUCUCUGUAUAUUUUCUAUUCUGUCGAGAUAUUAAUGAACUGCGUUACAUGGCCAAAAUAAAUUUUUCUAAAUAUGUAAAACCUAUUGAAAUUGAUCAGACUAAAAGAAAUGAUACUGUUUUUUUAUGGAGAAAUAUUUCUGCUACUUUUAAAGCUAAUCUAGAGUUCAUUUAUUUACGAGUUUCUGAAAAAUUUAUAAAAUCUGAUCAAUUAUCUAAAGAUAUUGAAUCAACAAUGAGAUUAGCAUUAAGUUUUGAGUUACCAUAUUAUGCAAAAUAUAUAUUAAUUGCAUCAUAUCUUGCUUCAUAUAAUCCUGCAACACAAGAUAAAUAUCUGUUCCUGAAACAAAAAUUUAAGAAAAAAAGAAAAAUUACUAAUAAAAAAAAAAUAAUGUUAAAUACUUUUUGUGGACCUUACAAUUUUCCAAUAUCUAGGAUGAUUGCUAUUUUUUGUGCCAUUCUUAUUGAAAAAGUUGAUAUAAAUGCUAAUUUACUCUCACAGAUUCCAUCUAUGUGUCAACUUGGUUUGCUAUCAAUUGUUGGAAAUUAUAAUUUGAAUGAACCUAAACUCAAGUGUUGUGUAUCAUAUGAUUUCAUUCUUGUCAUAUCUAAAACUGUUGGAUUUAAUAUACAAAACUAUUUGUACAAUUUUAUAUGAAUUGAAAAUGUAUUGACUUAAAUUUUUU